GCAACUCGGUUUGUUGCUUAGCGACAGGUAUUUGUGUUUGAAAACAAAUAAAUCAAAUUUGAAAUAUAUUGUAAGUCACCUAAAACAGGUAACUUUCGAAUUAUCUGUAUGGUAAAAGGGGUUUUACGUUACAAAUAAAAACUAUGACAUUAUAUUCAGAGAAUCCUGUGGAAUUUCCAGAAGCAGGUUCAAUUUCGGUAAAUGGAAUAUGGCAUUCCAUCAAUCCUCUGCUAGCAGUAGCUAGUUUUUCUCAAGAAAGAGGUGGUUUUGUCAUAAUUUUUGAUGAUUUGGGAGAAUCUCUGAAAGACAUAAACUAUCCCGUUCAUAGAAGUUAUCAAGUGACUGCACUUGCGUGGCAUCCAGAAAGGACUAUAUUGAUGACAGGAUGGGAAAAUGGAGAACUCAAAGUAUGGAGUAGUCCAGAGAAAGAUUUCGUCAACGUUGUUGGAUCCCAUAAGGCACCAAUAAUUUUACUGGAAUUCAGUGAGAAAGGAGGACGUUUGGUUUCAUGUGACUCG
Leptinotarsa decemlineata (Colorado potato beetle) is the source of this 518-nucleotide messenger RNA. It is a transcript of the gene rempA, whose product is annotated as intraflagellar transport protein rempA. The record is from RefSeq and is a predicted model, not a curated record. Gene Ontology annotation, cellular component: axoneme; ciliary basal body; intraciliary transport particle A. Lineage: Eukaryota; Metazoa; Arthropoda; Insecta; Coleoptera; Chrysomelidae. Gene Ontology annotation, molecular function: protein binding. Gene Ontology annotation, biological process: intraciliary retrograde transport.